AUGCUUGCCCGCCGCCUUGCCAGCGGCGCCGGCGGUGGCAGCUGGGGCGGCGGCCGCACGUACGGCCCGAGGGGCAACCCCGGCCGGGGCCCCCCGCCCGUACGGGCUGCGGGCUCGGGCUACCCGGGGCUGCCCUCGGCAGCUGCCCCGCAGGACGGCGGCACGGUGUCUCCCUGGGUCGUGGCUGCGCUGGCGCCCCUCUGCGUGUGGACUCUGACCUGGGGCCUCACCAGCGGCCUGGCACACCUGGCAGACGCGUGCAUGGGCGGCAUGUGCGGCGUCGCGCGGCUGCUAUUCCCCGUGAUCACCGUCAGGGGAGUGGGCCACGAGGAUGUGGCGGUCAGCCUGGUCAAGGGCCUGCAGGCCGGCACUGCCGACUCAGCCACCUGGUCGAGGCCCGGCUUGUGGAUCCCAGCGUGGGCGCUGCAGGCCCUGAUGCGGCUGAUGCUGGGGACUGCGGUGGCGGGGACAAGCGUGUCGGCGGCCCUGUCACAGGCCGCUCCCUGGAUGGCGGCCUGCGGGCUGUCUCAGGCGCUGCUGUUUGCGCUGUGCUUGCUGAUCACACUGCCGGUCGGCUCCGGGCUGCAGUCGCUGGUGCAGCGGGCGGAUGCUAGCGGGGAGGAUCGCAGCAGUGAAGAACACACGGACUACGGCGGCAGCAGCAGCAGCAGCAGCGGCGGCGGCGGCGGCGGCGGCAGCAGCAGCAGCAGCGCCCUAGCCUUCAAGCUCGCCGCCGCGCUGGCCUGGCCCUGCAUGAGCGCCGCCUCUGUCGGUGGCGCCCUCGCCGCCAAGGCCUCCGCUGCACCCUCCUUUGGCAUCGCCGUCGGCCGCGCCACCGCGGCGGCCGCGAGCGUGGCACUGCUGCUGACGCUCGGCCUCGCCGCGGCGCGCUUCGCGCGAGAGGUGGGGCGCGGCGAGGCGGGCGACGCCGCGGUGGUCGACUUUGGGGCCCGGGCCGGCCUGCUGUGCGGGGCGCAGGCGGCCGUCAACGGGCUGCAGCUGGCGCUGGGCCUGCUGGGGGGCGGCCUGUCGGUGCGCGACGUGGCGGGUGCGGUCGUGUCGAGCGCGGUGCUGCUGCGGCUGGCCUACACUGCGUGGCUCCUGCAGGGGGAGGCGCGGCCGUCGGCCUGGCUUCGCAUGAUGUCGUUGGAAGCGCUGCUGGCGCGCGCGUCCUGA
This is a messenger RNA of Monoraphidium neglectum, 1176 nucleotides long. RefSeq lists its product as hypothetical. The transcript is spliced from 5 exons. The coding region runs from base 1 to 1176 and encodes 391 amino acids. NCBI's taxonomy places the organism in Eukaryota, Viridiplantae, Chlorophyta, Chlorophyceae, Sphaeropleales, Selenastraceae. The record is from RefSeq and is a predicted model, not a curated record.